AUGUACCACGCGGGUGUACCCUUCUCGGCUCGUUGGCGCCAUCCAUUGUGUACCGACUUCUCGUGGCGGGAACAACGAGCCAAUCACCGUGCAGUACCUGCCACUUCCCGCCACCAACACUCUCGAUUCCGCCCGAUGAAGCGCAAGUGCCGCGCUCCAUCCCCUACGUCCCCGCGCUCUCGUCGCAGUCGUUCCAGCAGCCCUGUCGACGAUGCCUCGUCACCUGCAGCUGUCCGCGACGUUACCACUGGCCGUAGCACAGUCGGCGUGUCCAGAGAACGGGCGCUGUACUUUGCCACUGGCGAACGCCCGUCAAGCGUCGCCCAACCACCUUCGGCCGACAAGGAAGCGUGGCCGGGCUACUUUGCCACCGCUCAGCAGCUCCAUGACAAUCGCCAGGCAGCUCAAGCCGCGCGCAAGCAGCGCCAAGACGUCGAACAGCUGCAGCAGAGCCAAACCUCGCCGUCUUCAAAGGUCGUCGAGUGGCACCCGAAACGCGUGCCUCGUGCGUCUGUUUUGACGGCAAACGACGUGCUGCCGACGCUCGAGUACAUUGACGCCAGUGCACGGCAUCAAGUCGCUCGAGCGGUUGUUGAGCGUCGGAAGCUGCUGCCGGACGUCUUGCCCUUGUUCAUCUUUCCAGGAGUGACGGAGAUUGACAUUCCCGACUGCUCGAACAUUGACGAGGAGACGAUGGUACAGGCGCUCACGCAGUGUGCUGCUGCGACAGGUACAGGAUUGGUGCUGGCUGUGCUGCGCCUUGGACUCUGUGGCCGCUGUGUCUCGGACAGCGUCAUUCGGGAACUCGGACCUGCACUGAACACUGUGGAAGAGCUUCAGAUGCAGGGAUGCUAUCGGCUGUCGGACGCAGGAUGCAAAGGACUUGUGCGACGCUGUGCGCCGUCGCUCGAGUCGCUUGAACUUUCGUGCAAUCAGCGGAUCACGAAGCAGUCGAUCGAUUACUUUUGUGAACUCAAGCAAUUGCACUCGUUGACGCUGUCCGAGUGUCCACAACUGGACGAUGCGAGUUUAGCCUCGCUUAAGAGCAUGAGUCAGUUGAGGAAGUUGAAGCUGAACCAAUUGGAACGCCUGUCGGACGCCUUCUUUGUCUCGUUGGCACAGAGUUUACCGGAUCUAGAGGAAGUCUCGGUAGCACGAUGUUCGCAACUGACCAACACAGCGGUGAGAGGGAUUCUUGACGCUUGUCGUGGGUUGAAAGAGAUGGAUGUGUCCGACUUGCACCAGAUCACCGACGAGUGCUUUGAACCUGUUCGAGAUCAUGGCCACGCGCUUCGCCGCGUUUCCAUGCGCUGCUGCUUGGAGCUAACAGAUGUGGCAUUCCAGCACAUUGCUUUUGGAGCCAAAGCGUAUCUUGAAAGACUCGAAAUGUCGAGUGUGUCGCAAGCCACCGAUGCUGCGAUGAUGGCCUUGUUGGAACAUUGCGCAUCCAGUUUAACAACGCUCGAUAUCUCCUUCUGUCGGAAUAUCAGGGAGGACGCACUGGGCGUUUUGACCGAUGGAGCCGACAAUCUCCGCUCUUUGGUGCUCUGGGGUUGCACACAGAUCACGGCCCGCUUUCUCACAUGUCACACUCGAGACGAGAUGCUCGUCACAGGCCAUCCUCUACUCACAGGCCUCUCUGUUCGAUACUGA
This is a messenger RNA of Peronospora matthiolae, 1653 nucleotides long. NCBI's taxonomy places the organism in Eukaryota, Oomycota, Peronosporomycetes, Peronosporales, Peronosporaceae. The record is from the annotation of a GenBank genome assembly.